This is a messenger RNA of Trichoderma gamsii, 657 nucleotides long. RefSeq lists its product as hypothetical. The coding region runs from base 1 to 657 and encodes 218 amino acids. The transcript has 2 exons. NCBI's taxonomy places the organism in Eukaryota, Fungi, Ascomycota, Sordariomycetes, Hypocreales, Hypocreaceae. The record is from RefSeq and is a predicted model, not a curated record.
AUGGAUGAGGGGCGACUUUCAUGGAGAAUUCUUGCCGACAAAAAAGUCGUGGCUGCAUUUAUUCGCCCAGGCGUAUCGCAGAAGACUGUCGAUACUUUUGUUGAGGAAUUCGCAAAAGGCAGGGAUAUAGGCGAUACAUGGGUUGUUCAUCCUACACGAUCCCACGGAGACUGUGGGGUCAACGAGCUGUUAAAGAUAGCUACGACAAAGUUCAAGACCGCAGACUGUGAAUACUACCCCUACUUUGUGGUACUAAUUGACGAUCGCACAACGGAAGAUGGCACCGUGUUGCUUGGGCAGCAGGAUCCGUGGUAUCCCCCAAGAUGGACGUUGCGAAUCACUCCACGAAGUUUGUCAUGUUUCCUCAGCGUUGCAGACAUAGGCCAUACCACGAUUCAAGGAGUCUUGGCCAACGAUAAGCCGGAGGAUGAUGAUUUAUGGGUGCAUGAUGUCCCUUUUGACCAUUCAGUUGCUAAUAAGCAUCAGAACGAGCGGCACUUGGUAAGUGUCAGCCAAGAUGAAGACCGUCAUCAGAACGCCGAACGCAUCAGCAGAGUCACAGUUAACGGCUUGACGAUACAGUGGUACGGCGAAGUACCUGAAAGCGUCCUUGUCCUCAGUGGAGUAUACGAUGGGAAACGUGAAGUAUGCGCAUAG